AUGGGAUCGACAACUCCCACCUACCGCAUCGCGUCAAUUCCCGGCGACGGCAUCGGCCCCGAAGUCGUGAGCGCCGCCAUCCAAGUAAUCGAACAACUUUCUGCAACUCUGGGUACCUUCAAUAUUAAAUUCACGCAUAUUCCGUGGGGUACUCAGUACUACAAAGAAACUGGACGGUACGCGCCGGCGGACUGUUUAGACACGCUCCGGAAGUUCGAUGCUGGCCUGUUUGGCGCCGUGGGUGCCCCGGAUGUCCCAGAUCACAUCUCCCUCUGGGGACUCUUAUUGGCCAUUCGUGGUCCGCUCCAACUGUACGCCAAUGUGCGUCCGGUGCGCACGUUCCCCGGGACAAAGUGCCCCCUGAACACAGCCACCGGCGGCAUCGACUGGAUGCUGGUCAGGGAAAACUCAGAGGGCGAAUACUCCGGCCAGGGCGGACGCAGUCACGUCGGGCAGCCGUGGGAGUCGGCGACAGAGGUGGCGAUGUUCACCCGCGUUGGCGUCGAGCGGAUCAUGCGAUUCGCUUUUGAGACGGCACGGUCCAGACCCCGGCGACAAUUAACGGUCGUCACGAAGAGCAAUUCCAUGCGCAACGGUAUGGUUCUGUGGGACGAGGUGGCGGCUCAGGUCGCCCUGGAUUUCCCUGAUGUCAAGUGGGACAAGAUGCUGGUGGAUGCGAUGACGGUCCGCAUGGUAUCGAACCCGCAGUCUCUGGAUACCAUCGUUGGGACUAAUCUGCACAUGGACAUCUUGUCGGAUCUGGCGGCGGCGUUGGCGGGUUCUAUUGGAGUUGCGCCGUCCAGCAACUUGGACCCGACGCGGAAAAAUCCUUCUCUAUUUGAGCCGGUGCAUGGUAGUGCUUUUGAUAUCACUGGAAAGGGAAUUGCUAAUCCUGUUGCAACGUUUUGGUCCGCUGCAGAGAUGCUAUCGUGGUUGGGAGAGAAGGAAGCUGCUAAGCAGCUCAUGGGCUGCGUAGAGAGGGUCUGCGCUGCUGGUAUCUUGACACCAGACUUGGGAGGAACCUCGAAUACUCAAGGGGUAGUGGAUGCUGUUUGUAAGGAGAUUCGGGGCUUGUCAGUGCAUAGUACUUAG
This is a messenger RNA of Aspergillus terreus NIH2624, 1092 nucleotides long. RefSeq lists its product as uncharacterized. The transcript has 2 exons. Gene Ontology annotation, molecular function: oxidoreductase activity, acting on the CH-OH group of donors, NAD or NADP as acceptor; NAD binding. The coding region runs from base 1 to 1092 and encodes 363 amino acids. Lineage: Eukaryota; Fungi; Ascomycota; Eurotiomycetes; Eurotiales; Aspergillaceae. The record is from RefSeq and is a predicted model, not a curated record.